GGUGGGAGGGGGUGGCUGGACCUCCCGGGGGUCGCCUGGGGUCGAGCAGCUGGCCCGAGCAGGACAAGAUGUGAGGCUCGGACUGAGCUUUUUCUCUCGGCCACGGCCCCCAGAUCCAGCACCCCUUCUCACCUGGAGCCUGAGGACCAGUCCGCAGCCCCUUGUCCGCCCUACAACCCCCAUGGGCUGCCGCCAGCCGCCGCCUCGGCUGCCAUCCAGGACACGGCAGGGAUAAGCGCGGCACGGGACCUGCCGGCCACCAUGUCAGGAGACUAUGAGGAUGACCUCUGCCGGCGGGCGCUCAUCCUGGUCUCGGACCUCUGUGCGCGGGUCCGAGAUGCCGACACCAGUGACAGGUGCCAGGAGUUCAACGACCUGCGGAUCCGAGGCUAUCCCCGGGGCCCAGAUGCAGACAUCUCCGUGAGCCUGCUGUCGGUCAUCGUGACGUUCUGUGGCAUUGUCCUCCUGGGCGUCUCCCUCUUCGUGUCCUGGAAGUUGUGCUGGGUGCCCUGGCGAGACAAGGGUGGCUCGGCAGUGGGCGGUGGCCCCCUGCGCAAAGACCUAGGCCCUGGGGUCGGGCUGGCAGGCCUGGUAGGCGGCGGUGGGCACCACCUGGGGGCUGGCCUGGGUGGCCAUCCUCUGCUGGGGGGCCCACACCAUCAUGCCCACACCGCCCACCAUCCGCCCUUCGCUGAGCUGCUGGAGCCAGGCAGCCUAGGGGGCUCAGACACCCCUGAGCCCUCCUACUUGGACAUGGACUCGUAUCCAGAGGCUGCAGCCGCCGCCGUAGCUGCUGGGGUCAAACCGAGUCAGACAUCUCCUGAGCUGCCCUCAGAGAGCGGUGCAGGCUCUGGGCUGCUCCUGCUUCCCCCCAGUGGUGGGGGCUUGCCCAGCGCCCAGUCGCAUCAGCAGGUCACAAGCCUGGCGCCCACCACCAGGUACCCGGCCCUGCCCCGGCCCCUCACCCAGCAGACCCUGACCCCCCAGCCCGACCCGGGCAGUGAGGAGCGGCCGCCCACCCUCCCCUUGCCCCUGCCGGGCGGCGAGGAAAAGGCCAAGCUCAUCGGGCAGAUCAAGCCGGAGCUGUACCAGGGGACGGGGCCCGGCGGCCGGCGGGGCGGCGGGGGCCCGGGCUCCGGAGAGGCGGGCGCGGGGGCGCCGUGCGGCCGCAUCAGCUUCGCCCUGCGGUACCUCUACGGCUCCGACCAGCUGGUGGUGCGCAUCCUGCAGGCCCUGGACCUCCCGGCCAAGGACUCCAACGGCUUCUCGGACCCCUACGUCAAGAUCUACCUGCUGCCCGACCGCAAGAAAAAGUUCCAGACCAAGGUGCACAGGAAGACGCUGAACCCCGUGUUCAAUGAGACCUUUCAGUUCUCCGUGCCCCUGGCCGAGCUGGCCCAGCGCAAACUGCACUUCAGCGUCUAUGACUUCGACCGCUUCUCGCGGCACGACCUCAUCGGCCAGGUGGUGCUGGACAACCUCCUGGAGCUGGCCGAGCAGCCCCCGGACCGUCCGCUGUGGAGGGACAUCGUGGAGGGCAGUUCGGAGAAGGCAGAUCUCGGGGAGCUCAACUUCUCACUCUGCUACCUCCCCACCGCCGGGCGCCUCACCGUCACCAUUAUCAAGGCCUCCAACCUCAAAGCCAUGGACCUCACCGGCUUCUCGGACCCCUACGUGAAGGCCUCUCUGAUCAGCGAGGGGCGGCGUCUGAAGAAGCGGAAAACUUCCAUCAAGAAGAACACGCUGAACCCCACGUACAACGAGGCGCUCGUGUUCGACGUGGCCCCCGAGAGCGUGGAGAACGUGGGGCUCAGCAUCGCGGUCGUGGACUACGACUGCAUCGGACACAACGAAGUGAUCGGUGUGUGCCGCGUGGGCCCCGACGCCGCCGACCCCCACGGCCGCGAGCACUGGGCCGAGAUGCUGGCCAACCCCCGCAAGCCGGUGGAGCACUGGCACCAGCUGGUGGAGGAAAAGACUCUGACCAGCUUCACAAAAGGCAGCAAAGGAUUGUCGGAGAAAGAGAACUCAGAGUGA
This is a messenger RNA of Equus quagga, 2037 nucleotides long. RefSeq names its product synaptotagmin 3 (gene SYT3). Gene Ontology annotation, cellular component: membrane. Gene Ontology annotation, molecular function: calcium-dependent phospholipid binding; calcium ion binding; phosphatidylserine binding. The transcript has 9 exons. Gene Ontology annotation, biological process: regulation of calcium ion-dependent exocytosis; cellular response to calcium ion; regulation of dopamine secretion. The record is from RefSeq and is a predicted model, not a curated record. The coding region runs from base 262 to 2037 and encodes 591 amino acids. Lineage: Eukaryota; Metazoa; Chordata; Mammalia; Perissodactyla; Equidae.